Molecule: messenger RNA, 2432 nt
Organism: Centropristis striata (black sea bass)
Lineage: Eukaryota; Metazoa; Chordata; Actinopteri; Perciformes; Serranidae
Gene: zfta
Product: zinc finger translocation associated
Biological process (GO): negative regulation of DNA-templated transcription
Source: RefSeq, a predicted model, not a curated record
AUGGAGGAGACGGAGCCGGGGGAGAGGCAGCCCGCGGAGCUCCGCUGUGCCGAGCAGGCUGAGCUGCUCUCAUUAAUAAUAAGCGGAGAGGAGGAAGCGACGCAAGAGGAGAGUGACUUGGGAGAGGAGGGUCUUGCCAAUGGCCAUGUUGAGGAGGACUGUGAGGCCGGCAUGGUCACUCCUGUCAGGUCUCCAGGCACCAGCUACUGGAACAUCACAGAGGGGCCCGACCACCCGCUCCUCCUCUCGCCGGCCCCUGGGCCCUCCGGACGUAAACCCAGGGUCCAGAGGGCCUCGCGUCCCGGCCUGAGCCGCAUCCCGGGACGCGACCACCGCCGCUACUACCACGAGUACUGGCGCAGCGAGUACCUGAUGGACUUUGACCCCCAGCGGCACGGCAUGAUCUGCAUGGUGUGCGGCAGCUCGCUGGCCACGCUGAAGCUCAGCACCAUCAAGAGGCACAUCAGACAGAAGCACCCUGACUCCCUGCUGUGGAGCGCCGCAGACAAGGAGGUCAUCCGCUCGGGCUGGGAGAGCCACCUCAGCCUGGGGGGAGGUCAGAGGUCAUACAGCUCUGCUGAUGGACCUUCGCCUCAGGAAGAGGAGGAGCAGCUGGACUCAGACCAACAUGCUGCUGGUGGCUGAACCCUGGAGCCUGUGACACCCCAGGAGCAGCCUCAACAACCCCCCAGUCUGUCUCCCCGCUCUGAGGAGGGGGAGGCCCCCCAGCCCCAAGAGGAGGAGCAGGACCUCCCGGGGCCCUCAGCUCGGACCCUGGAACGCUACCUGAACGACUCGCUGCACGCCUGGUUCCGCCAGGAGUUCCUGAUGGAGUACGAGGCGGAGGCCGGCCGGCUGCUCUGCAUGGUGUGUGGAGGUGAACUGCCCUCGCUUCACCUGGACCACAUCAAGAGCCACGUGCUGGACACCCACCCCAACUCUCUGGUGUACAGCUCCGAGGAGAAGCACUGCAUCCUGCAGGCCUGGGCUCACACACACGAAGAGUCCGAAAACUCAAUCAAAUCAGAGCCCAACACCAAAGAAGGCAGGGUGGACCUCUUUGCUCAGGAAAUGGAGGCCAUCCAGAUCAACAGUGACUUGUACCCAGAAGGUGAUGGCACUUUAACUCAGGACACUUGUCUUAUCGGUGAGGACGGAGGUGUUGGAGCUCCACAACAGGGACCCCAGCCCCUCCGCCAGCCCAGGAAGAGGCGACUGCGUGGGGGCGACCCGUGGCGGCUCCGCCUUGACUACCUGGUGGCCUACGGGCCUCAGGGCCGGGGUACCUUCUGCAUGGUGUGUUCUCAGGUCCUGCACGAAAUUAAGGUCAGCAGCUUCCGCCGCCACAUCCAGGAAUGUCACCCCGAGACCACCACCCUGAGCCGGCAAGAAAGGGAAGCCAUGGCUGCUGCCUGGACCAAAGAUUAUUCAAGUGAAGGCUCCCACAUUCAAGAUGCAGAAAUCAACCCGUGUGAAGCCGAUGUCCUAAAUACCAGCGGAGAGACGAAUGAGGACACGUCCCCUGAUGUCAGAACACAAAGCAAAAUGGUGAAGAAGGAGGAGGGUGCGAGAGGAGGGAAGGGGAAGGCGAGGGAGGAGAGCGCCGCGGCCACGGCCUCGCGUCACGGCCAUUACCCCGGGAAGGACCAGAGGAGGAACUACCAGGUGCGCUGGCGGAUGGACUACCUGAUGGACUACGACUGUCGCAGACACGGCCUCAUCUGCAUGGUGUGCGGGGCCACUCUGGCCACGCUGAAGGUCAGCACCAUCAAGAGGCACAUCCAGCAGGUCCACCCCCACUCUCUGGACUACAGCCCCGAGGAGAAGCAGCAGGCCCUGCUCAGCUACAACCAGGCCGCCUUGCACUUCAUCCACUCUGACGACUGCUUCUCCUCCCAGGACCACGGACACACCGAGCUGGCUCCUGCUCCAGCACACUUUGGCACUUAGAAAGGGCUUCCGUCCGACGCUCCUCACCCGGCCCCCCCCGGCCCCCCUCUUCACAAACAAGGGAAAUUCAAGUAUUUGUCAUACAGGGUCUUAUUUUCUUAUGUUCCCUCAGACUUUGUUGUGAAAUCCCCAAAUCUCUGCACUGCAGGUGCAGAAUACAAUGCUACCAUACCAGUAGAAUGAGAUAAAUACUGGAAUUUCCCUUUUUAAUCUCAGUCCAAGAGUACGCUGUGGCUAAAGUGGCUGCCAGCAACCACCACAAAGGAAAUGUCACAACCUGAAAAUGUCAUGGUGUAAAAAAUGAAAGUCCAGCCCCGCUCAUUUGAUACUAAAGCCUGAUCUGCGCAGGGUCGCUGUUACCUGAGGACCUCAUGAGACAAGGACAUGAAUAAUAAUAAUUACUAAUAUUCAUAAUAGCAGUAAGACAUUCCUGGCCCUCCUGCACAGCCAAAAAGGUGUGUCUAAAAACAGGAUAAAAACUC